Messenger RNA from Meriones unguiculatus (Mongolian gerbil), 6700 nucleotides. It is a transcript of the gene Larp1, whose product is annotated as La ribonucleoprotein 1, translational regulator. The coding region runs from base 279 to 3494 and encodes 1071 amino acids. The record is from RefSeq and is a predicted model, not a curated record. Gene Ontology annotation, cellular component: cytoplasmic stress granule; cytosol. NCBI's taxonomy places the organism in Eukaryota, Metazoa, Chordata, Mammalia, Rodentia, Muridae. Gene Ontology annotation, biological process: mRNA stabilization; positive regulation of translation. Gene Ontology annotation, molecular function: RNA cap binding. The transcript is spliced from 19 exons.
CCGCCGCGGAUCGCGUGGUCUGGCUCGGCUCUCCGCGCCGCUCCCCCCCGGGCCCGUCCGCACCGCUGCAGCCCCCCGAGCCGUCCCGGGCCGGGGGCGGGGGGACGCAGGCCGGGGACCGAGGUCCGCCAGGCCGCCUAGGCGCGCCGGAGCCCUCCGCCCGGCGCGCCGCUCCGCGUCCGCCCGUCCGCGCCGCCCCGCGUCCGCGCGGCCCGGGCCCCGGCGCCCCGCCAGCGGCCUCGAGCGGGGCCCGCGGCGCGCCCGGCCGCUCCGCGCAGAUGGCCACUCAAGUGGAGCCGCUGCUGCCGGCGGGCGCCGCGCUGCUGCAAGCCGACGAGCACGGCCUGGCGAGGAAGAAGCCGGCGCCCGACGCCCAGGCCGAGUCGGGCCCGGGCGACGGCGGCGGUGAGCCCGACGGCGGCGCCCGCAGGCCGCGGCCCGCCUGCGCCAGGCCCGGUCGCGACGGCGCGGAGCGCGAGAGCCCGCGGCCACCCGCAGCUGCCGAGGCCCCAGCGGGAAGCGACGGCGAGGACGGCGGCCGGCGUGACUUCGUGGAGGCGCCGCCGCCCAAGGUGAACCCGUGGACGAAACACGCGCCGCCGCCGGCCGCGGUGAACGGACAGCCGCCUCCAGAACCUUCUGCUCCAGCCAAGGUGGUAAGGGCAGCUGCUCCUAAACAGCGUAAGGGCAGCAAGGUUGGUGACUUUGGAGAUGCAAUCAACUGGCCUACACCUGGAGAGAUAGCCCACAAGAGUGUGCAGCCGCAGUCACACAAGCCUCAGCCUGCCCGUAAGCUGCCGCCCAAGAAGGACAUGAAGGAGCAGGAGAAAGGAGAUGGAAGUGAUAGUAAGGAGAGCCCUAAAACAAAGUCAGACGAAUCAGGGGAGGAAAAGAAUGGGGAUGAGGACUGCCAGCGAGGCGGGCAGAAGAAGAAAGGGAACAAACACAAGUGGGUUCCGUUGCAAAUAGACAUGAAACCUGAAGUAUCCAGAGAGAAAUUGGCCUCACGCCCCGCUCGCCCUCAGGAGCCAAGACAUGCACCUGCUAGCCGAGGGGAGAUCAAAGGGUCCGAACCUACCACCUACAUGCCUGUAUCUGUGGCCCCACCAACCCCAGCCUGGCAACCAGAGACCAAACCGGAGCCUGCCUGGCACGACCAGGAUGAAACAUCGAGUGUGAAGAGUGAUGGGGCUGGUGGGGCGCGGGCUUCCUUCCGUGGCCGUGGACGGGGGCGUGGUCGUGGACGGGGCCGUGGACGGGGUGGCAGUCGAACCCACUUUGACUACCAAUUUGGCUACCGGAAGUUUGAUGGUACAGAGGGUCCCCGUACCCCCAAGUACAUGAACAUCACUUACUACUUUGACAAUGUCAGCAGCACUGAGAUUUACAGUGUGGACCAGGAGCUGCUCAAGGAUUAUAUCAAGCGCCAGAUUGAAUACUACUUCAGCGUGGACAAUUUAGAGAGAGACUUCUUCCUGAGACGGAAAAUGGACGCUGAUGGCUUCCUUCCCAUCACCCUUAUUGCUUCCUUUCACCGUGUACAGGCCCUAACCACUGACAUUUCACUCAUCUUUGCGGCUCUAAAGGACAGCAAGGUGGUAGAGAUUGUUGAAGAGAAAGUCCGCAGGAGGGAAGAACCUGAAAAGUGGCCACUUCCUGGUCCCCCAAUAGUGGAUUAUUCACAAACUGAUUUCUCUCAGCUUCUCAACUGCCCAGAGUUUGUUCCCCGCCAGCACUACCAGAAGGAGACAGAGUCGGCACCUGGCUCUCCCCGUGCAGUCACCCCAGUGCCAACCAAAACAGAGGAGGUCAGCAACCUGAAGACGCUUCCCAAGGGCCUGUCUGCCAGCCUCCCAGACCUGGAUUCUGAAAGUUGGAUUGAAGUGAAGAAGAGGCCUCGGCCCUCACCAGCACGUCCCAAGAAGUCAGAGGAGCCCAGGUUCUCCCACCCAACUGCUCUGCCUCAGCACCUUCCCUCCCAGCAGCUGACGUCUAAGGAUCAGGAUGAGCAAGAAGAACUAGACUUCCUGUUUGAUGAGGAGAUGGAACAGAUGGAUGGGCGGAAGAAUACCUUCACUGCCUGGUCUGAUGAGGACUCUGACUAUGAAAUCGAUGACCGGGAUGUCAACAAGAUUCUCAUUGUCACUCAAACACCACCUUAUAUGCGUCGCCACCCUGGGGGGGACCGCACAGGCAACCACACUUCUCGUGCCAAGAUGAGUGCUGAGCUGGCCAAGGUCAUUAAUGAUGGGCUCUUCUACUAUGAGCAAGACCUGUGGACUGAGAAGUUUGAGCCUGAGUAUUCACAGAUCAAGCAAGAAGUUGAGAACUUCAAGAAAGUGAAUAUGAUUAGUCGGGAGCAAUUUGACACUCUGACCCCUGAGCCCCCUGUGGAUCCCAACCAGGAGGUUCCUCCUGGGCCACCUCGGUUCCAACAAGUUCCUACUGAUGCCCUGGCCAACAAGCUGUUUGGUGCUCCUGAGCCCUCCACCAUUGCCCGUUCUCUACCAACCACUGUCCCAGAGUCGCCAAACUACCGAAACGCCAGGACCCCCCGCACGCCCCGGACCCCUCAGCUCAAAGACUCUAGUCAGACAUCACGGUUUUACCCAGUGGUAAAAGAAGGACGGACUCUAGAUGCCAAGAUGCCUCGAAAAAGAAAGACAAGGCACAGCUCGAACCCCCCCUUGGAGAGUCAUGUGGGCUGGGUUAUGGAUUCCCGGGAGCACAGGCCCAGGACUGCUUCUAUUAGCUCCAGUCCUUCAGAGGGAACACCUGCAGUUGGCAGUUAUGGCUGUACCCCUCAGUCACUGCCCAAGUUCCAGCAUCCUUCCCAUGAGCUGCUCAAGGAAAAUGGCUUCACACAACAUGUCUACCACAAGUAUCGGAGGCGCUGCCUUAAUGAGCGGAAGCGUUUGGGCAUUGGCCAGUCUCAGGAGAUGAACACCCUCUUCCGCUUUUGGUCCUUCUUCCUCCGAGAUCACUUCAAUAAAAAGAUGUAUGAGGAGUUCAAGCAGCUGGCACUGGAAGAUGCCAAAGAAGGCUAUAGAUACGGUUUGGAGUGCCUUUUUCGAUACUACAGUUACGGCCUGGAGAAGAAAUUCCGGCUGGACAUUUUCAAGGAUUUCCAGGAGGAGACCAUGAAAGACUAUGAGGCUGGCCAGCUCUAUGGAUUGGAGAAGUUCUGGGCCUUCUUAAAAUAUUCCAAAGCCAAAAAUUUGGACAUUGACCCCAAACUGCAAGAAUACCUCGGCAAAUUCCGACGUCUGGAAGACUUCCGAGUGGACCCCCCCAUGGGCGAGGAAGGCAACCACAAACGACACCCAGUAGUAGCAGGAGGCGGCGGUGAGGGCAGGAAGCGGUGCCCUUCCCAGUCUUCCAGCAGGCCUGCCACUGGGACCAACCAGUCCCCUACGACACCCACUGGCCAGGCUACUCGAGAAGAUGCCAAAUGGACAAGCCAGCACUCGGACACACUGACUUUGGGAAAGUGAAUGCCCAGAAGCCCCCUGGGGUUCGGGAUAGAAGGGGUGGGGUGGGCAAGGAUCCAUGGGGGUGCCCAGUCCCGGGAGAGUGAGUAGAGAAGGGACAGGCCUAGAGUUACUAAAGAUGGGCCUUUGCGCUAAGUAGCAGGUACACCAUUUGGCUGUUAGCGGUGCCCCUGGGCAGAAGCCUCCAAGUACCCCUCCCCUCCUGUCUCCAUGACUUCCAUCUUAACUUCUAAGGGGGGAGGGGAAGGGGGAGAUUUUUAUAUAUAUAUAUACAUAUAUAUAUAUCAAGUUUUAAAUUAUUGAUAGUUUGUCUGGAUUACCAAAAUCACUCUUCAGCCCUUCCUGUGGCUGUUAGGCCGACCUGUCUCCCUGCCUCUUCCUGUUCCCCUCAAGCCAACUAUGCAGCCCACCAGAAGGCUCUGGCGGUGCCCAUGGGCCCCAGAAGCACCAGCCCCUCGAUCAUCUGGGGUUUGCCAUCACCGUGCCCCUGCUGUUCCACAUGCCCUUCUGCCACCUCUGGGGGAAGGAAACCAAAGGAUCUCAGUGGGGGGUGGGGAGCUUCAGCCUCUCCCCCAUCUCCCCAGCCCAGAGACGCUGCUCACACCAGAAGAGACUAUUGAAAGAUGAUUCAUUUUAUUUUUUUUCUCUGAUCUUUCCAUUCUUGGGAAAACAGAAAAAAAGAAAAAGGAAAAAAAAAAAAAAGAAGAAAGAAAAAAAAGACAAAAUCGACCACUAAAAAAAAAAAAAAAAGAAAAAAAAGUCAAAAAAAUCAGAACCCACCUAAUCCAUAGAAAGUGCUGUCUUUCCCCCUCCUUGGAAUUUUUCUUCUGUUCUGUUUUUGGAAAUAAUAUUUUUUUAAAAGUUGCCUUAUUGUGGAGCGGGAACCUGAACUAAUGCCCAAAUGCCUGUUUUCCUCCUGAAGAGCUCCCCCUGCCUGGGAUGGCCCUGGGCUUGGACUGACUAGAAGUUUCCUCGGGACUGAGUUGCAUGUACAGGGCCUCCCACCUGGAGGCAAGAGAGUUGGGGGCAGUUUUAUCAGAGCUGUGCCCAGGACACCCCUGCUGUUGCAUCGUCUGAAGCUGAUGUCCUGCGUCUGCACACUGCUGCCACUGUCUUUGUUCUGCUUGCUGUCGCCUCACCAGGCCCAUCCUUAUCCUGCCCUCGGAACCCCAAGGCCAAGUUUGCUUCAGACUGUUGUAAACAGAGUUGGUCUUGUCUGGUACACACUCGCCCUCAGCCUGCGCGUCUCCCCAACCCCAGAACAAGGGGUGAACACCCACUGAUGGCCACAGCUUAGAUCUGUGUCUGACCUUAAAGACCUUUGACCUCAAGGAGGUUUGUAUCACAAGGUGGAAAAAGGUGCCAUUCUCCAAGGGUCUGGUGUGGUCUUCCCAUCUUAAUACCCUCACCCCCUGCAAGCCAUCUCUGCCCACCCUCUCACUGAUCCUGCCUGGGAUCAAGGGUGAGAGGAAGCAAGGGCUGGGGGAUCCUGCCGUUUGGUGAAGCCCCGUGGCAGGAAGGUAUAUGUGGACAUAGAGUAUACCUGACUUCUCUUCUUUAAGCUGGAGGCUGCUGUCAUUAGGAGCUGGGAGGGUGAUAAAGGACUGAGCACAUAGGCUGGGGAGACUGCAUGCCCACCCCACACUGGGACCUGGACAGCAUAAGGCAGGUGUGGUCUUUUUGCUCAGUUGCUGAAACUUGUGUGGCCCUCCUCAUCACUGAGUUCCUCUGUUGUCCCAAAGGCGGGGACUAGGACAUAGCAUCCCAGGCUGGCAAGAGCUUACCUUCUGUCUUUGGGUACCUUGUUGCUUUUAGCUCGUGCCCUGUCCCACUCUGCCUUCCCGGUGCUUAGUGUGUGGGAAUCCUGUGUCAGUUCCUGUGACUCAGUUGUCUCAAAUGAUAUGGGAAUAGGGUCUGCUGGUGGGAUUUGAGGCCCUCUCCUAAGUCUGGUACCUGCCCCAGGCAUGGUGCACCUUCACCAAAUAGUGGGCUCCCUUCUCCUUUCCCCUUUCUCCUUUCCUCGCUUUGCCCUAUACUGUAUAUCCAGCACCACAGAACCUCAGGGCUUUGAGGCCCCGGUGUGGAGGAAGGUGGUUCCCAUCUAGACUAUCCAGGCUAGGUUUGCCAUCCUCUCCCGGAUCCUCCCAGGCCCACUGAGGGAAGAGGCCCCUUUGGGGUGAGAAGGCAAGGCUAUCAUCUCAACACAGGCUGAGGAGGGGUGGGAGUGUGUGUGUGUGUGUGUGUGUGUGUGUGUGUGUGUAUGUGUGUUUUGUUUGUAUUUUUUGUGACAUGUUAGGAGUUGACGUUGCAGAGUAGUUUACAUCUUCACCUUCUGAAGACACUUGAAUUUAGGACCGAUGUAUCUGUGACAAGUAUGCCAGGAGUGGCAGGGGCCACCAGAGCAAGCCACUUCCCUAUCACCAUCUUCCCACGGGAUCCAAGACCUGAGACAGCCUGCCAAAUGGAACCGCCUUCAUCCUCUGCCUGUGCAGGGUUGGGCAUCCGCCUGGGCCCAACAAGAAGCAGAUUGUGUUUUGCCCUCUGAGCCUCAGAGCAAAUUUGCUACUUCAAGAGAAGGCUGCCUGGCCCUGCUUCAGCCUGGACCCCAGGUUCAGACAGAGGUGCUGAGCCCCAUGUCAAGUUGUUAAAUGUUUCUGUUCUGUAGCUCUUUCCCACUCCUUUUUGGUUACAUUUACAAAAGAAAGCAAGCUGCUUGGAAGGUCUGGAAGUGAGAAAAAGGGCAUGCAGACAAGGCUAAUGGUGGAGAGUACUGGAGGCUUGGGUAACCUGGUCCCCCUGGAUGGGACCCCAGAGUACCUCUCUUGCUAAAGGGCCCCUGGUUCUCCCCAGCUCCCACCCUUUCCUCCAGCCAUGGUGAUGGCAGAGGCAGAAGAGAACUCUCAGCCCAGUUCUCACAGGAAAGGAAAACUUGUCAUGGGCUUUGCAGAGAAGGUUCCACCUUAACGCUCGUACAUUGUCUUUACCAUGUGCUAGGAUAUCACAUUCAACAGGACAAAAAAAAAAUGUAAAAUACUUGAAUGAGCUUGUAUCAUAACAUUAAUAUUAUUGAGAGUGUCUGCUUCCCAGGCUGAAGUGAUUCAUUCAUUAUUCUGGUCCUGCUCUAGUCCUUUGUAAUUGGUGGUAAUUAUUAUGCUUUUCUUUUUAAUACAAAAAAAUGUAUAAAAAUAAAAACUUGAAAAGGCAAAAAA